UUUAUUUAUUUCUUUGUUUUUGUAAGAACAAAAGACAUGAAUAACUCUCAGAGCAUGAGCUACCAAGCCGGCCAGGCCAAGGGCCAAGCCCAAGAAAAGGGAAACCAAAUGAUGGACAAGGCUAGCAAUGCUGCCCAAUCUGCCAAGGAAUCUGUGCAGCAGGCUGGACAGCAGAUGCAGGAAAAGGCUCAAGGAGCAGUGGACGCAGUGAAGGACGCCGCAGGGGCCAACAAAUGAAUGACGACCCUCCGUACAACACGACGUCAUUUCGCUUCCAAUAUUACCAUUAUUUAUUUA
Molecule: messenger RNA, 297 nt
Organism: Andrographis paniculata
Lineage: Eukaryota; Viridiplantae; Streptophyta; Magnoliopsida; Lamiales; Acanthaceae
Product: stress-induced protein KIN2-like
Exons: 3
Coding region: 37-237 (66 amino acids)
Source: RefSeq, a predicted model, not a curated record